CCCGGGCCCGCGGGGGCAGCCGGCACCAUCACGCCUCACGCACGCCUGCCACCCACUCACUCUGACUCCAGCUCUGGCGCACUGUCUGCCUCGAACUCUCAAGGUUCAGCUCCCUCCCUCUGCCGCUUUUUCUUCCGCCGUCCCCUUAUCCUUCCCUAUUGGGCUCCCUCUCCUUCAAAAUCGCUCCGGCGCUCCGGGCUUUCCCAUCUCCUGGCUGUGAGGACCCCGCAACUGCCUUCUCUGUUCAACCCCCAGAGCUUUCAGAGCGUUGCCACGUCUCUAAGCUCUAAUCCCAGCACACACACACACGCGCGCACGCACCCGCAGACACGCACGUUUCCUGUCCCUGUGUGACACCCACCCUCUGCGGGGCGGCCGCGCCGGUCCCCGCGCGGUGUCCUCAUCCCGCCACACACACACGCACACACGCACGCGCGCGUGCAGGGCGGAUCGGAGGGCAGCUCGCCGACAGUUCGCAUUCGGAGGCGUCCUGCUCCAGCCUCGCAGAGCCGAUGGCAUCUCCCGGCUCCGGCUUUUGGUCCUUCGCAUCUGAAGAUGGUUCCGGGGAUCCCGAGAACCCUGGCACAGCGAGGGCCUGGUGUCAGGUGGCUCAGAGGUUCACGGGCGGCAUCGGAAACAAGCUGUGCGCCCUGCUCUACGGGGACGCCGAGAAGCCGGCAGAGAGCGGCGGAAUCCAGCCCCCGAGGGCCGCCUCCCGCAAGGCCGCCUGCGCCUGCAACCAGAAGCCCUGCAGCUGCCCCAAAGCGGGGAUCAACUACGCGUUUCUACACGCAACAGACCUGCUACCAGCGUGUGAUGGAGAAAGACCCACUUUGGCAUUUCUGCAAGAUGUUAUGGACAUUUUGCUUCAGUAUGUGGUGAAAAGUUUCGAUAGAUCAACCAAAGUGAUUGACUUCCAUUACCCCAAUGAGCUUCUUCAAGAAUAUAACUGGGGAUUGGCAGACCAACCACAAAAUCUGGAGGAAAUUUUGAUGCAUUGCCAGACAACUCUAAAAUAUGCAAUUAAAACAGGACAUCCCAGAUAUUUCAAUCAACUUUCUACAGGACUGGAUAUGGUUGGAUUAGCAGCAGACUGGCUGACAUCAACAGCAAACACUAAUAUGUUCACCUAUGAAAUUGCUCCAGUAUUUGUGCUUUUGGAAUAUGUCACGCUAAAGAAAAUGAGAGAAAUCAUUGGCUGGCCUGGGGGCUCUGGCGAUGGGAUAUUUUCUCCUGGUGGCGCUAUAUCCAACAUGUACGCUAUGCUGAUUGCGCGCUUUAAGAUGUUCCCUGAGGUCAAGGAGAAAGGGAUGGCUGCGGUCCCCAGGCUCAUUGCCUUCACGUCUGAGCAUAGCCAUUUUUCUCUCAAGAAGGGAGCUGCAGCCUUGGGCAUUGGAACAGACAGUGUGAUUCUGAUUAAAUGUGAUGAAAGGGGGAAAAUGAUCCCAUCUGAUCUUGAGAGAAGGAUCCUUGAAGCCAAACAAAAAGGAUUUGUCCCUUUCCUUGUGAGUGCCACGGCUGGGACCACCGUGUAUGGAGCAUUCGACCCCCUGUUAGCUGUUGCUGACAUUUGCAAAAAGUAUAAGGUCUGGAUGCACGUGGAUGCAGCUUGGGGUGGGGGAUUACUGAUGUCCCGGAAACACAAGUGGAAACUGAGCGGCGUGGAGAGGGCCAAUUCUGUGACAUGGAAUCCACAUAAGAUGAUGGGCGUCCCUUUGCAGUGCUCUGCUCUCCUGGUUAGAGAAGAGGGAUUGAUGCAGAGUUGCAACCAGAUGCAGGCCUCCUACCUCUUUCAGCAAGAUAAACACUACGACCUGUCCUACGACACUGGAGAUAAGGCCUUACAGUGUGGACGUCACGUUGAUGUUUUUAAACUCUGGCUAAUGUGGAGAGCAAAGGGGACCACUGGGUUUGAAGCACAUAUUGAUAAGUGUUUGGAGCUGGCGGAGUAUUUAUACAAUAUCAUCAAAAACCGAGAAGGUUAUGAAAUGGUGUUUGAUGGAAAGCCUCAGCACACAAACGUCUGCUUCUGGUAUGUACCUCCGAGUUUGCGUGUUCUAGACAACAAUGAAGAGAGAAUGAGCCGCCUCUCUAAGGUGGCUCCAGUGAUUAAAGCCAGAAUGAUGGAGUAUGGGACCACAAUGGUGAGCUACCAGCCCUUGGGAGACAAGGUCAAUUUCUUCCGCGUGGUCAUCUCAAACCCCGCAGCAACUCACCAAGACAUUGACUUCCUGAUUGAAGAAAUAGAACGCCUUGGACAAGAUUUAUAAUAACCUAGCUCACUAAGCUGUUUCAAUUCUCUAGGUAGACAAUUAAGUUGUCACACACUGUGUAAAUGUACUUGUAGUUUGUUCCAAAGUAAAUCUAUUUCUGUAUUGUGGUGUCAAAGUAGAGUACAGUUUAAAAAUCAAAAACAAACAUUGCUCCUUUUAAAAAUCCUUUCUUAAGUUUAGAAUACCUCUCUAAUAAUUAGUGACAAAAGGCUGUGUUCUAAUCACUAAGGAAAAGCUUAAAAUUGUUACAAAUACUUCCCUUACUUUUAAUAUAGUGUGCAAAUCAAACUUUAUUUUCACUUCAGAGUAGUAGGGUUGAACAGUGCCAAAUUGCCCCUGAAUCAUAAAAGGUUCUCUGGGGUGCAGUGAAAAGGAUAAAGUAAAUAUAAAAUGUAUGCUGACAAUAAAAAAACUCUUGCCUUUUUCAUAGUAUUAGAAAAAAAAAUUCUAAUUUACCUAUAGCAACAUUUCAAAUAUAUUUAAAUACAUAUAAUUUUACAAAAGGAAAAUAUAUAUAUUAAAAAGAAAUCCUAUUUUGUAACAUAUAGAUUUUUAUUUUAUAUGGGUUAUACAAACUGCAGGGGCAGAUAUUAAAAACUAAGCCAGAUUUUUUUUUCUCUUUCUUUUAAUGGAGGCACAAUAAAACACUUAGCAAAGUUAUUUUGAAACAUAGGCCCACAAAAUUCUUAAAAGGUAUGAUGCCUUCUUUCUGUUCAUUUUAUGACUUAUCACAUCUCUAAAGUUAGUAUUACAAAACAGACACAAAAGGAUACUGCAAGUUCUUUAAAAUGAUUGGUUAGCUCGACAGUAAGACUUACUUCCCAUUUAAGUUUUCCAUCCGUUGGACCUUAGUAGACCCGCUCAGUAGGCAUGACAGCCAUGCUUCAUCUUAGACUAAAUCAGGGUCAUCGUCUCUAUUCUGCUUUCCAGUUCAGCCUGUUUAGAACAGAAGGUUGAUGCUGGUUCUUGAGAUAUCUUCCCAAACAGUAUUCUUUUAUUAAGUCAUUUGGAUUCAUUAGAGAAAAUAAAAAUAAAAUCUCAUCAGCCCGAGCAGAGGAAUGAAACACACUCCAGAUGUGGUGAGCCCAGAAAAUUAAACUUGGCCUUAGGUCUCUGUGUGAGAAUAAUGAUGUCCUCCUGGAUGCCACAGUGUCCCUGCCCAGGAAGGAGUCGUUCCCCUCCCGGGUCAUUGCUCUUUCCCAUUCACUCCCCAUUCCGACCCACAAAAGUCUCUCCUGCUAAGCUCCCCGUGACUGGGAUUCCCAGUAAUUAAUUUCUACUCCAUUCGUGGUUAUUUUCCUCUCAGGAAAUGAGCUCCUCACCUAGAAUUUGGAGACAGCCUCUUAAGACCUUCUUUUAUCCUCUGUCUCCCAUCAAGACCCAAAGUGACCAGACUAUGUAGAGAUCAUAUGCUCCUUAGAAUUCAAAAUAAUAUUUUAAAAGCAUCCUUCUGCCCCUGCAAACCUGAUGGAGGGACAUGAGCUAACGAGAGCUCCCAUAGAUAUUUAUGGGGCACAGACUGUCAGAGUCAGAGAGGUAGUGGACCCAUAUAUGCAGACUGCGGACGCACAUUUAGCAACAUUCAUCCUUUCUGUGCACCCCAGUCAGAGCAGUGGUCAGGAAGAUGGCAGGUGUAUGAGGGAGGAAGGAGGACCCCAUCCUUCGCCAAAGAGAAAAGGCCUCUAAUACGACCACGGGAGCCAACCACCUGCAAGCUUCCUGAGCUUGCCCCUACGUUCUCUCUCCCAGGUUACAUAUGAAAACGUUGAUAUUUGAGAUGAACAUGGCUUUGGGCCCUCUCUGUGUAGGAAGCAAAUGGAUUCCCUAUGACUAUUAGAAGAAAACGCUUUAUCUGUGCCCCAGAAUUUCAUGAAGGAACAAGGCUCCUAUUCUAGGCUGGGUCUAAUGACCAAGCAUUCCUUUCCUUUCUAGAAAUUAGCUGUUGAGAAUAAGCACACAACUGCCCACCUAUUGUGAGCCUCAGGCCACAGACCCCAUCUCAGAGGCAGAGACACUAAUUAUCAAACCCGCCAUCCUGCUUGGAGGAGACGGUGAAGCCCAGUGCCCUGAUCUGGACAGAUCCCUCUCUACUCCAGGAUGCUUCUAUCUGGGGUUAUAGAUUCUCUAUCAGAAGCGGCUGCUUUUUCACUUGAUGGUAUGACAGAACUUAAAGGAGGAACAUUUGUGCCUGUGUUUGAAGUUCCAGCAAAAGAGUUUUUACCAAGAGCUUGUUUCCCCGACCCCCUGCCCCUUCCAGGUUCGUCCCCAAGUUUGCUGGGAGCCUUCCUCAAUCCUAAGCAGUGAAAAGCUACCAGCCAUAACCCAGGGAAGGAGGUAAAUAAAAGCCUGAUAAGUCCCGGUAGCUUAAUAAAUAUUCUUUAAAGUAAGUCUGUAAUCUACUCAAGAGAAAGGGAGGGAGGAAAGAAGGAAGGAAGGACAGAAGGAAGGAAGGAAGGACGGAAGGAAGGGAGAUUGUUUUGAACUUUAGCCAAAUUCCCAGUGCCAAAGGCCUUUAUGUGGGACCAUUCUUCACAAAUAUUAGAAGAGUUUGGCUUUAGCUUUAAUCACAAUUGACAUGGCCAUUUUCAUUCAGAUAGCAACAUUGUGUUUAUUAUUUUUAAAUACUUGGAAAAAAAAGUGUGGUAUGUCUCCAUCGGAGACACAUAAAUGGUAUUGACUUCCUGAACUGUCUCAAGGACGUGAGGAAAGAAAAGGAAAUCAGUUGUGUGUGUAACUGUGCUGCCUUUAUUAUACUGCUAGUACUGUCUCGUCACCUCAGAUGGGGUUGUGCACUUUAGAUCUGAACUUACAGUGUUGCAAAUCAACAUGUUUUGCUGUAAAAGCUUGUACAAUAUGUUAUUGAUGUGUCUUUUCCUGUGUGGUAGCCGUACUGAUUUUCUGAGAACCACGUUCGCAUCUGUGCCCAUAACCCUCUCACCCGCCCUCUCUCUGCUAAAAGUGUGCCCUGCACCUCAGCUCUCACAGGGAAUACCCUCGGCUCCGCUCGCUGCUGAGAAAUCUCCUUUGAGAACUGUGGGAUUUCACAAAAUGCAAGGAGGAUGCUACUUCAGUGUCUCCGAGAACAGAGGAAACCAGUAUGGAGGGUCACAAACAGCCAACGUUGCAGGCGCUGUCCCUGCUAAGAUUGGGAGUAGGUGCUACUCCUCAGAAUACGGACCAAGAAAGCACGGGUGUAAAUAUAGCAGCAGGACAAGGAACUCAGGAACCUAACAGCGGGUAUCAUCUUGCACGUGCCCUCCUGUCUUCAAACGCUAAGUGCAAAUGCUGUGUAUUGAUUAGUUACCUGUGCCAAAGUCCUGUCCCCAGUCAGUGUUUCCAAAGGACAUUGACAUCUCCCCAGCAUCGCUCCGUUACUAAGGACAGAAAUCAAUAAAAACUAUAAACACAUGGCAACCUGUUCUUCUUACCAAAUAUAAACUUGUGUAUGAUCAAAGUAUUUUAUGUGUUGUUUCUCUAAAUCCAAAUAAAUGUGUAAACGUGGACGUA
Molecule: messenger RNA, 5780 nt
Organism: Orcinus orca (killer whale)
Lineage: Eukaryota; Metazoa; Chordata; Mammalia; Artiodactyla; Delphinidae
Gene: GAD2
Product: glutamate decarboxylase 2
Exons: 16
Coding region: 513-2270 (585 amino acids)
Biological process (GO): GABA shunt
Cellular component (GO): cytoplasm
Molecular function (GO): pyridoxal phosphate binding; glutamate decarboxylase activity
Source: RefSeq, a predicted model, not a curated record